AUGGCACAAAAAGUCCUGGUGUACCUUCUCCGUCGAGAUCUUCGAGUAGCCGAUAACCCUAUAUUUCAUGAAAUCUCCAAACUAGCAAGUUUCAUCCGCGAUUCAAGUAAGAAGUCGCCAUAUCGCGAGGCGAGAUCGGAGGUAGGCAAAUUCUGGAGAUGCGGACCUCAUCGGGCAAGCUUUGUAGCUCAGAGUGUCUGGGACUUGAAGACAGACUUGGAAGAAAAAGGCUCUGGCCUUAUUCUUCGAGCUGGCACAGUGGUAGAUGUGCUUGAAGAUCUACUGACUGAAUACAAAGCCAAGGAGAAAGAGGCACAAGUGGUAGCAGUUUGGAUGACAGAGGAGGAAGGAGUCGAGGAGAAGGACGAGGAGAACACGGCUCGUAGAGCUGCAGAGAAGCAGGGCAUUGACUUUCAAUUAUGGACUGACGAAAAGUACUACAUUCAUGACAAAGACGUCCCUUUCGACAAUCCUCGCAACUAUCCGGACGUGUUUACAGCCUACCGCAAGUCAGUAGAGCCUCUACGAGACGCACCCAGGAGGACACAUCCAACGCCAAAGUCGUUACCGGCUUUGCCAAGUUUUGUGCCUCCUCAGAAAGAGCCGUUCGUCAUGUCCGACACGUAUGAUGAAGUCGAAACAGCAUUACUAAAACCUCUAAAAGAGAAGCCAGACCUUGAGAACAUGUGUCCAUUUCCACAGGGAGCUAAAUCAGCGUCCCCAUUCAAAGGUGGUUCGAAGGAGGGCCAGAAGAGAAUUCAGCACCUUAUAGGAUCAGGGUCCAUGACAAAAUACAAGGAUACCAGAAACGGGCUGCUGGGUCUUGACUUUUCCACAAAACUAUCAGCUUGGCUUGCACUCGGCUGUAUUACCGCUCGUCAGGUGCAUUUCCAGUUACUCGACUUUGAGGAUGGUCGAAAUGACCAGUACAAAGGCACAGAAGGUUAUGGCAAGGGUGAGAACAAGGGUACAGCUGCCGUGCGGUUCGAGUUGUUGUGGCGUGACUACAUGAGGUUGUGCACACGUAAAUUUGGACCUCGACUCUUCAGGAUAGAAGGUUUUAGAGAUGAUCCAUCCUAUCCAUGGAAAUAUCCCAAGAACAAUCCAGAAGUUAAAGAGAUGCUUGACCGCUUUCUCCGAGGCACGACUGGGGCAGGCUUUAUUGACGCAAGUCAACGUGAGCUUUUCCAUACAGGCUAUACCAGUAAUCGUGCCAGGCAAAAUGUGGCAAGUUACCUUGCCAAACACCUAGGCAUCGCCUGGAAAUUCGGUGCAGAGUGGUACGAAAGCCAGCUCAUGGAUUAUGAUUUGAGCAACAAUUGGGGUAACUGGCAGUAUGUGUCUGGAGUGGGCAACGACCCUCGUGGAGAAGCUCGCAUCUUCAACCCAGUGAAACAAGCUUUCGAUUACGAUCAUCAAGGCGAUUAUGUCAAAACUUGGGUUGAAGAACUCAAAGAUGUGACCGAACCACAAGAGAUCUUCCAGCCAUGGAAGAUAGACCCCGAAAGAAGGAAAGAACUUGGUCUUGAAGGGAACAUAAUGCUUGAGAAGCCCUUGAAGAAAAUUGACUUUCGAGUAAAUAAGCAGAACAGCUCAGGCUCGGGAGGCAGGUAUGGAGGAAGCAGUCGUGGGGGUGGCAGAGGUCGUAAGAAGAACGAGUCUUACAGUGUGGCGCACCGCAACAAGAAGAACCAAGGGCAAAAUCAACAAGAUAAGUCAGGCAAGGCAGCACAGGUGAAUGGCCAUAAGUGA
Molecule: messenger RNA, 1752 nt
Organism: Lithohypha guttulata
Lineage: Eukaryota; Fungi; Ascomycota; Eurotiomycetes; Chaetothyriales; Trichomeriaceae
Exons: 2
Coding region: 1-1752 (583 amino acids)
Biological process (GO): photoreactive repair
Molecular function (GO): FAD binding; deoxyribodipyrimidine photo-lyase activity; damaged DNA binding
Source: RefSeq, a predicted model, not a curated record